AUGUCGUCUCGCGAUAGCUGGAUCAAAGGAGGAAGCUGGUGGGAUCUGCAGCAGAGGGAGAUCAAAGAGGCGCAGGCCGAUAGGCCUCACAAUGACGGUGGAGCCGAGAUGGAGACCGUGCGGAGAUCACUCCCGCCGUCGCGCGUCAGCAGGAGGAGCCAUGCAAGGAAAUCUGAUUCUCUCGUGUCUAUCUCCUCACGAAAUCAGACGAACAGUGAUAUGAGAGAUAAGGAAGAUGAGGCCGCAGAUCAUCUGGCUGAGGACGGGAAUCGCAAGCUCAAUGUGGGGGAACAUCAGCGCAAAACUUUGAACAUGCUAAAUGCAGCUUGGGUCAAGCUGAGGAGAUACUUUGCUUCUCAAGCGCUUGAUGCGGGAGUUUCUCUGGAAGAUAUGAGUUUCACGGUAGAGGAAUUGAUUUUUGCCGUCGAUUGCCUGGCAUUGUACGCUACACGGCAGCAAAUCACAGAGCUCUUCAGAGCCAUAGAUGAAGAUGAAUGUGGUGUGAUCACAAUCGCAGAAGUCGAGACGUAUAUGCGAUCGAAAGGGAUGAAGGUUCCCACUGAAAGGAACCAAAAAUCAUCGCGGCGAGAAACUGACAAGGCAAAGAAACUUUUUGCAGAAAUAUUCGAUCACGUUCUAGAGUUGAUGGUAUGCUGGGAUCUGGAUGGCAGUAAUUCGAUUUCCCUGAACGACGUGGGUCGAGGAAUCCGAUUUUUGAAACUCAAAGGGAUUGACGCAGAUAAGAUAGUCCAGGAGGCUGCGUCGGAGUGCAACUUGAUUGAUUCUGUUCUCUAUGUCAAAGAUUUUGUACGGCAUUUCUCCUGGCAUGCCGUAGAACCUCAUCCUGUACUUCUCUCCAAGUACGAGAAUAUCAAAUUGAACCGAGCAGUGGUAAUGAGCAAACUUCGCGUCUGGCGUUCCAAGCAGAAGCCUGAUACGGUUGAUUCUGAUCUGAGAACCAUUUGUUCCAAGCUUCGCAGUAGAUGGGGUACAAUCUCUUCCAUUUUUAAUGCGAUACAAGCGAGUGAGAAGAGAGGAAAACUGUCCAUUGACCUUGAAAGAAACAUUUCCUCCAAACAUAAGGAACGGGGCAAGAAUUCUCGAUCGGACCCCAGCACUAUGCCAUAUAACAAUACACCUACUACUCGGUUCAUCUCAUUUGAAGAAUGGAAGUCAGCAAUAGAAUCUUGCGGAUUGCAACUGACUACAGGUCAACUCGAAAAGGCGUUCAACUUGGUUGACAAAAACGCAAAUGGGAAAAUAACACUUCACGACCUUGAACAAGCCAUGCGUGCAACUGGAUCUUUAUCGCAGGCAAGCAUCAAGAGUGAUCCUGGACUCCUCAAAAAGGGGUCAAAAACUAGAGCAAUCUCCGAAUCUGCUAAGCUUCGAAACAUUUUCUCACAGAUUUGGGACAAUCCGGUAGAAGCUUUCUGUUUUUUUGCAAUCGGAGGAAACCAGACUGUAACAUUGAACGAAGUGAAACAUGGCAUUGGAAGGUUGUCUGCUUUUGACAUCAAUGUACAUCAAUUACUGCAAGAAAUUGACCAUGUUUGCAUACAUGGACAGAUAGAUUUGAAAUCGUUUGUCCGAUAUUUCGCAUUCAAAGAACGAAGCACGACGUCUGCAAAAGAGGAAAUGAUUCUAUAUGAAAAAAUUAAGAUGCAGCAUAUGCAAGAAAUCUUGGAGAAAGUAGAACGCUGGAAGCGACUCCGGCGACUUCCAUCAAUCACGUUCGAAUCCUUUCGAAUGAUGACUUCAUCUUUGACGAAGAAUUGGGAUGCACUCAAAGAAAAGCUUCUUGAAGAGUCAGGUUUGUCUGAAUUUGAAAAAUUUGAAGAGACAUCGUUUGACAAGGAAAUAUUGUUGAAGUGUGUCACUCAACUGUUGCCGUUGUAUCUUAAUGACUCUGUGGAAGAGAUGCAAGUGCGAGAUUUUUUAGACUUGAUCGACAGCAAAAAGUCACAAAAGCUGAGUGGGGAAGAGUUGAGAAAAUUGAUUUUUCAUCCCCUGUUUGUGGCUCCUUACAGUGCUUUGCAUGACAAAUCGAGACGAUGGUCCGCUCACGAUGAAUCUCCCAAAUUUGCUUCAGAGAAACAACCCCACGAAGAUGAAGCAGGGAUUGAGGUCCAAGAAGCAGAUCCUUCACUUGACGCUCUUUUUGCUAGGGCAGAGAAGCUUGUAAGAGGCUUUGAUGAUUGGGACCAUAUGGCAACUCCUGGAAUUCCCGAUGACGAGGCAAACGUUGGCCACAAUACGGUAGAGGACGAUCCUGUGUUUGAGAAACAACUUUGGCCGACUGGUCAAAAAGGGAAGAAGGCCCUCGAUGCUGCUGUUGGACAUACAGAAAUGGACGCAUCUUCUUUUGCCAAGGAAUCAUUUGUACGACAAUAUGCCUCAAAGGAGAUGUUUGAGAUGUACUGUGGAAUAUCCGAAUCAGGUAUAUCUGCGACUUUGAACGGUCUUCAAAGAAAUACGAUGUCUAUGAAAGAAUUUUUGCUUUUGUUGAAAUCACAGGCAUUGAUGCCGAAAAUUUUCUCAAAAGACGAUGCUGUUUCUGUUUUUAGACUUGUGAAAGAUCGAGACGUGGCAAGAGGUUCAACGAAGUCCAAUGAUUUGACGUUUGAGAAGUUCAAAUUGUGCAUGGAGGAGCUGGCAAAACUUAGAAGUUAUAAGCUUCAAUCUUUCGAAGUGAGAGAAAAGCCAGAAAUCGUUUCUAGCAAGGCUCACUUGGCUUUGCCCGAUGCCGAUGUGCUGGAGAAAUUGUGCAAUGACGAUGAAAAACAAACUGUACCUCCUGAAACUUCUCCUGGGAUCAAAUCUCAAAGAUCGACCAAGUCAAUUGUUGAGCCGGGAAUGUAUUCUCCAAUCUCUCCCUCCGAAAAGAAGAUCAUGACGACCUUUGAGGAGAAGUUUUGCAAGCGGAAGAUGUUCGAAGAUGCCUGCCAGUCAGAGAUGGCGGCUUCGAGGAGGAAGUCAGGAGAUCCAGUCAUGGAUCACGGAGCCUUCAUGGCCUUCAUGGAACAGCAGGAGAUCGUACCGAAGGUUGUAUCAAGGUCUGAGGCCAACACUAUCUUCCGUGCUGUCAUGCGCGGGAAGGCUGUGCAUGAAGCUCACGAGAUGAAUUUUGAGGAUUUCCGGGAGAGCAUCCGGAGGAUCGGAGCAUGGCGAGGCUACAGGAUGGAAGAGUUUGGAAUCCAUCUAGAGCAUAUGGAGAGGAGCAACAGAAAUUCAGGGAGCGGCAAGAAAGAUGACGUGGCAGCCCACACUGCGUCCUCUCUUUGUAAGGUUCAGCUCUUCGGCUCUCCGUCCUCGCAGCGAGAUCGGAACCUGAAAGGAGUCGCGCAGAAUGAGGUGGCUGGAAGGGCCUCGAGACAAUCAGAGAUGGGCAGCAUAUCGGAAGGAGGAGAGGUCGUUGAGGACCUGAGGGAGGAGCUGCUGAUUGCGAGAGAAGCCGCAGCUCGUCUAGGCAGUCAGAACGAAGCUUUGAUCAAGUUUUCAGAUGAUCGCGAGCAAGUCAUCGCAAACCAGAGCCAGGAAAUCUUGUGGCUGAAGAACCGGUGCGGGGAGCUUGAGGAAGCUCUGAGAAGGGGAGGAGGCACGGUUGCUGCAGUGGAAUCAAGCAGCUUGGCAGAAGCGCUGAGGAUGAAGAAUCGAGAAGUUGAGAACAUUCGCGAGGAGAUCUCGUCACUUCAGGAGGAGCUCGAGGCUCUGCGUGAACGCAGGGCAGGUGACGUGCUGGAGAUCAUGCAGGAGCGAGACGAAGCGAUUGAGGAAGCUGCAGCAUUACGGAAGAUCAAUCAGGAGCUGAGGAGGCAGCUCUCCGACCUCCACAACUCCCUGCACAGACAAAGGACGCCCACCGAAGGAGGGGAGAAGCUUCUGCUGCCAGAGGUUCUGUCUCCUGAUGACUUGGUUCGUUGCGUCUCCCUUGCUUCCCUUGCUUCUUCCUGCUUCUACGAUCGGAGGAUACCUGCUGGCUCUUACUCGUUUUUCUCCCAGGAUCUUGAAAGCAUUCACACGCAGCUCUUCGAUCGUCCGCCUCCAGACGCUGCGAGCAGCAUGCUGCUCGUUGGCCUUGACGUUGAAGCUGCUGUAGGGCAAGUUGUGCAGAUGGUUCCUGGUUUCCAAUCGCGAGGUAUCGGAGUCAUCAGUCGCAUUUUCACGGAUGACUGCGGCGUGCAAGUCCACUGGCAGAGCGGGGAAAUCAGCGAGGAAAGCACGGGAAGGGACGACAUUUUCUCUUUGUGCCUGUGGAAUUGA
Messenger RNA from Guillardia theta CCMP2712, 4263 nucleotides. RefSeq lists its product as hypothetical. The transcript has 9 exons. The record is from RefSeq and is a predicted model, not a curated record. Lineage: Eukaryota; Cryptophyceae; Pyrenomonadales; Geminigeraceae. Gene Ontology annotation, molecular function: calcium ion binding. The coding region runs from base 1 to 4263 and encodes 1420 amino acids.